CAGGACGACCACUACGGUACCUCUAUCCAAUUCAUAACGUCGUCGUCAUGACAACCAUGAUUACGAUUGCCAAACUAAAAUGGCUGCCAACACGUACGAGUUGCGCUUGGCACCUGAUAAAAAGUUUUCAGCCCAAGCUGCCCGAGAGUGCUUGAAAGAUGUCUUGAUGACCGAGUUUGACGACAAAAUUUACGACUCCAGUCAGAUAGCAAAGUGGACGAAAGAAACCUCGCAAAGGAUAUGCGAAAGACUACAAGAAUUGGGUUUCGAAAGAUACAAGUACGUGGUGCAAGUAGUCAUCAGCGAACAGCGCGGUGAAGGAGCAAGGAUGGCUUGCCGCUGCCUUUGGGAUUCCGACACUGACGUCUGUGUUUCAGAGUUCUAUAAUGGAGACAGCUUGUUCUGUGCUGCUGUUGUCCUUGCCUCAUAUUACUACUAGACUUGGCCAGAGGGCUUCAUCAAGAUACCUUUCCUGCAUAGGCCCUACUUGACAGGCAUCAUGCCACGGCAGGAUGGAGCGGCACAGUAUUGGGAAAAUAGGAUAAAUGCUCAUGCGCUGCCAAGAACAGAGCUAGCUGUGGCUUCUAACAUCUGUUGUGCCUUCACUGGGGACAACCAAGAUGCUAUUGAGAAUAUUCUUUAGCCUUCAUCACGUGAGUGACUUUUUAAAUACUGAAUAAAUUGGCAACUAAGUAAUCUUCAAAAGCAACAUGCCAAGUUCUAAGUUUAUGAACUGCUUUAGUUGAGGUGCUUGUGCUUGUAGACAUGCAUUUCUCCUGUGCCUGCCACCCCUCCUCA
Molecule: messenger RNA, 798 nt
Organism: Dermacentor silvarum
Lineage: Eukaryota; Metazoa; Arthropoda; Arachnida; Ixodida; Ixodidae
Product: dynein light chain Tctex-type protein 2B-like
Exons: 6
Coding region: 80-439 (119 amino acids)
Biological process (GO): microtubule-based movement
Cellular component (GO): cytoplasm; cytoplasmic dynein complex
Molecular function (GO): dynein intermediate chain binding
Source: RefSeq, a predicted model, not a curated record